This is a messenger RNA of Symbiodinium sp. CCMP2592, 672 nucleotides long. The record is from the annotation of a GenBank genome assembly. NCBI's taxonomy places the organism in Eukaryota, Dinophyceae, Suessiales, Symbiodiniaceae.
AUGCUUUGUGCCAUUCUGGAGGGCCUUUUCAAGGUCGAUGGCCGUUCGGUGCUCCAGAUCAUCUGCAGCCACGGCAAGAAUCGCAGUGCUGCCCUGGCAGUGGCACUGAGUGCACUCUUCGAGUGUCCAGUUUGGCUUCCGUCGUGCGGGGAUGCCUUCUCCGAAUGGUGGGCGGUGGCCCAGCUCCCGGGUGAGAUCAUUCAGCAGCUCGAAGAGUGGCGUUCGGAGAGCCGUUCGGGGCCAUAUCGCCCGGCUCACCCUGCGGGCGUUCCGGGACCUCGAACCCCGCCUGCCGAUGCACCUGGAGGGCCGUACUUUGGCCACGGGACGUUCGGGGUUGAAGCCGUCGUUGCUGCCAUGCCCUCGGUAGGCAAUCCGCUGCUCGAUGCCGUUCGACUGGACGUCUGGCGUGUGGCACCCGGGGUCCUUCUGGAAUUUGACGAGUUGAGGCUCGAUGAGAAGUGUAUGCGAGCAGUCGGAAACCUCGCUGGCCAUUCGGAUGACGGAGCGAAGUUCGUGCGUGAGAUCUUCCAGGUGUUGCAACGAAACUCGGCCGACCUCAGGACGUACUCCAACCCGUCGGCCGCGAUCACCAGUGCCUGCCGUAAGGAGUUGGAUCGCUUGAGGCCAGAGAUUGCAGGUCUGCCGGGAUCGUCGGGUCGCUCGGACUGA